Molecule: messenger RNA, 4348 nt
Organism: Micropterus dolomieu (smallmouth bass)
Lineage: Eukaryota; Metazoa; Chordata; Actinopteri; Centrarchiformes; Centrarchidae
Gene: ppic
Product: peptidyl-prolyl cis-trans isomerase C
Exons: 6
Coding region: 1007-1633 (208 amino acids)
Biological process (GO): protein peptidyl-prolyl isomerization; protein folding
Cellular component (GO): intracellular membrane-bounded organelle
Molecular function (GO): peptidyl-prolyl cis-trans isomerase activity
Source: RefSeq, a predicted model, not a curated record
CAACAGCAGAAUGUUGUGUUUUUGUGUUUAUAUUCUCUCCGUCAGGAUCUACAGUACUUGUAUGAUCCUCCAGGUGCGUGCAGGCUGACAGGUGUGACAUUCAUUCUUGUUACUACAAAUGAUCAAACACACUGAUGUUACUGUUUGUACCAGCUCAGGGUGUUAAAGGUCAACACAAACAGGACAGGUAACCUUUAUUUAUCCAGAGAAGGUUUGACUGAGCGGAGAGAUUAGAGAGAAAUUUGUUGUGUAGCAGGAACGUUUGUCCUUCAGUCUCACGAGGAGCCCAUCAUAUUCAUCAGGAGACCCCUUGGAAGGUCUCAACCCACAGGUUGGGAACCACAGAUUUAAUGUAUCAGUAGUGAACAGAAUGAAAAUGUGAAAUAUUUUGCAGGCUUAAAAGUGUUUUAAUUUGGGGGCAUUUUUGUGUUUUUUGUAGAGUUUUUCUUUCUUCUUAUGACUUUUAGAGUCUUGUUUCAGAGUGGUUACUUUGGAAAAAUGAGCAGUUCUCAGAAGCUGUCUAACCCAAAUAAAACUAUAGUAUAUAUAGUUUUCAAUGCAUUCAGUCCAAACGUUUCUGUGUCCCAAACACUUCUGUUUCAUCUUUAGGCAACUUUCACUGCUUGGAUGCAAGACAGAUCCCCUUAGAUUAUAAUUAUUUACAGUAGGCCUAAAAAAAUCUCAUUAAUUACACUAAUUCUGCAGAAAAAUGAACGACUGAAUCUUCUAGAUGCUUCUCUUCACAUAUUUUCUUUGUUAGGCUAUUUUAUAAUCUUCUUCUCCCAUCCCCUCUUCCUUCUCUCCUCACUUUCGCGGAGCUUCUCAGUGGGCGGGUCUUUGAUCCAAGCUCAGCCCACAGGGGGGAGUGGUCUGGUGAUGUAGCCGCGUUUGGAGCGCCGUUCCCCGGCCAGCCUCCCAGCUGUGGAUCGCUGUGAUUUCUUCUUCUUCUCCCCCGUCACCGUUACUCCCAGCAGGGGCCUGCCGCCGCUCUCUCCGGGAUAAAGAAAUGGAGCUCCGGACAAUCCUGCCCGUUCUGCUCUGCCUCUCUGCCGCCUGUCUGCAGUCGGUGUCCGGUGCUGCUUCACGGACAGGACCGAAAGUCACGGAGAAGGUGUUUUUUGAUAUCACAGUGGCGGGUCACGAGGUGGGGCGGAUUGUCAUUGGCCUCUUUGGGGAGGUCGUCCCACUCACCGUAAACAACAUCGUUGCCCUGGCAACCGGAGAGAAAGGUUACGGCUACAAAGGGACAAGGUUCCACAGAGUCAUCAAGGACUUCAUGAUCCAGGGAGGAGACUUCACAGCUGGAGAUGGAACUGGAGGUCAUAGCAUCUAUGGAACAACCUUUGCAGAUGAAAACUUCAAACUGAAGCACUUAGGAGCCGGCUGGGUGAGUAUGGCGAAUGCUGGUCCGGACACCAACGGGUCGCAGUUUUUCAUCCUGGCUACCAAAGCUCCGUGGCUGGACGGGAAACACGUGGUUUUUGGCAAAGUCCUGGACGGGAUGUCUGUGGUUCACACCAUCGAGCUCCAGGACACUAAUGACAGGAACCUCCCGUACACCGAGUGUGUGAUCGUCAACAGUGGCAGGAUCCCCGUGAAAGAGCCAUUCGUAGUGGAGGUGGAGGGCUGGUAAAUGACAAAAGACAUUCUGUGAUUAUUACUGCUGAUCAAUCAGAAAUCCAGUUUGCAGUUUUGCCAAAUUCAUAUUUUCAUACAUUACUCAUGUUAACAUGUUAACACUAAAGGGCAGGGUAUUGUUUGAAUCUUUUGAUACCAAGGCUGAAACAUUAAGGUAUUAAGGAACAUAUCAAACAGUGAUGUUAACAAUUGCUAAUGAAGGAAGGGAAGAUUUUUAUGAACUUUCUAACAGGGAAUACAAAUCAAUCUGUGGUAAACUGGGUGUGGAGAUCAGAUUGGGAUUAAUAGUAAAAUUGUAAAAGAAUACACAAACAUGUCAUAUUUCUCUAUCCUCAGCUGAAAACCUAAUAUCUCCAAAAUGGCCACAUUUUUUAACCAGAUUUAUGACAGUGGUGUAACUUCACUUUGUGACCUAAAAUAGUUUGAAAGGAUUUGUGAACCUUAAAGGGUAACUUAUGAUACCAACUUAUGAUAUUUUUACAAUCUGAACCCCAUUUUCUGUGUGACUAACGGUAACAACAGUUUGAAAAAUUGGUCCAGUAUUGAGUGAGUGCACUUCAGUCAGCACCAGUGAAACAGGGCUGCAACCAGCAGCGUAACAUAAUUAUGACUGGCCCUUGUGCAAAUAUUUUUCUUGUGCCCCCCCAUCACCUGCCCCCAAAAACACGCUCAUGUACACACGGGCUACAGACACACAACGACUCCACGCAAUUGCAAACCUGCAGCCUUUGAUCAGCAGAACAAACAGCAGCCAAAGUGCCAAAUCUAUCAACUCAAAUACAGCUGCAAAGUAAUCCUUGUGGGCAAUUGCUUCCUGUCAAAGUACGUCCACAAAGGGCUUGUUUUUGCCACUGACAGGCUCAGCUUGAUAAGUGUCUGACGACAUUAUGGAAAGGAUCCCUAUAGAUACCCUACCUUUUUUUUUUUUUACAGAGUAAGAUCCUUUUGUUUAACCAGAAACAGUCGCUGUGUUCAAAGCCACCAGACUCCAUUGACAAAAACAGCAAUUUCUUCUUUACCAAAGCGGGGGUAAAGUGUUUUGCAAAACGUGCAGUAUUGUGGUCGAAAAAGGAAAAGGAAAUCGUAUAUUGACAAACACUUGUCACCGCAAAACAUACGGGGAGAGUGGAAGAAAUGCACAAAGGACGUCUGACAAGACAAAUUACUGUCACACAGGCUGUUGCAUCCCGGUCAACUGCAAGCGCUGAAAGAAUCAACACGAGUUAAAAAUGUUCCUUUACUACAUUAGUCACAGUGAAAAUUGGGCCUAGGUAGAAAAAUACCAAAGUUACCCUUUAAGGUGUGAUUUUAGGGUGAUUUACCCUGUCAUUUAAAAAAACAUAACUGAAUACAACAAUACACAUACAAGACAAAGUUUCGCAAACACAUUCUCACUCCCAACUCGUUACAUAUUGUAUGUCAAGACCUCUUGGCAACGCUUUAACACAGUGGUUACCCCUUUAGCAUUGUUUUUGCACAUGCAGGGCUCCUCAGUCAAGUUAGCAAUAAUAAAUAUGCAAUGUGGGUGAAAGUCCGGUGUCUGACCCGACCAGCUAAUCCGAUCUGCUCCCUACAUGGACUUUUGAGUUAUUUAUAUUAGACCUACUCCAAGGGGUCUUGACCAAGCGUCCAUAUGUGACGACUUGGGAGUGAGAACAUGUUGCUGUGGAAGUACAGCAUUUAUUUUAUUCCAAGGUGGAUUGUUUAUCCAUUUGAAUUUAUGUGCUGGUUAUUUAUGACAUACUCCGUCUUAAAGGACCUCUCAUAGAUGAGCAUGUAAUACAAAAACCAAAACCUGGAGAUAUGAGGUUUUCAGCCCAUUCUGACACAUUGUAAGCAGAGAGGAGUGGUGUCAGUUUGACCUCGUUGUGUUCAUUAUCGAUCAGGUUCACUGUGGUUCAUGUUAACGUUUUUUAUACGUUAGCAUACUUCCAUAUUUAGUGGAUGGUGCCAGUUAGCAUUAUCAAACUGUAUAAAACGAAAUAAUGAACUGUGACUCAAACGUAUCAUGAAAACUUGCACUUACAGAACUUUGUAGCUCCUCAUUAAUCUCUUAUUGCCAAAUCAUUGCUAUUUGCCAAAGUAGCUUGCACGUUCUAUGCAUCUGAUCAAUACUUCAUGUCAUAUCUGUUAACAAACAUAUGCAAAAAUUACUUGCAACCUCUGUAGCAAGCACCUUAUUAUUUAUUUUUAUCAUUCCAUUCCAUCAAGGAAAAUGAAGAUAUCCUUUUUCAUGUUUUGAUUAAAUGGAGAUAAAGUGUCUCUUCCUCAUAAGGCAUUAUGCACCAUAUCAUGUUUUGCAAAAACUACAGCAGAAAUUGCUCAGGAGGAAAAUGUUCAAAAAGUGUGGAAGUGGGUAUAAAUAUUGUACUAAUGCUGUUUCUGUCUUUUGGUGUAAUGAUCUUAAAUGUACUUUGUGUUAGAGGUGUGUUGUUGCUGACUGACACCAGGUCAGUGAACUCAUUCCGACUGUUAAAAGUUUUUUUUAUCUUUUUUCAUUUUUCUGAGUUCAGUUAACCCGAAACUCUCAUGGUAGCAUUAUAAUGCUGAAAAGUAAUGACCGAUAUUCCUCAUGUCACUGACGUUAAUGCAGCAUUUUAAAACUCUUUAGCAAACGUAUCAGAAGUUCCAUUUUCAUUAUUUCUUUAUAACAGCAGAAGAAGAGUGCCAACAGGAGAAUUUUCUACAAUAAACAACUGUUGCAGAACAA